UACCCUUUGUAGGAGCACAACCAGUGAGCUAAAACAAACUGCUUCCGGGUUACCCGAAUUUGCUUCCUCGCGCGGAACACUGUACCUAGCCGGUUGUAAGGAAACUAGCUAAAUAUACGCUGUUUAUUUUAAAUCUGUGUUUGUUCAUCAUGUCUAAAAGACACCGUUUAGAUUUAGGUGACGACUACUCCAAUAAAAAGAGAUCUGAUGGGAAAGACCGAGAUCGCGACAGGGACCGUGACGAGCGCUCUAAAGACAGGGAGAGGGACAGGGACCGUGACAGAGAUCGGGACCGGGACCGAGAUAGGGACGUGAAGCCCUCUGUCGUGCCCCCCAACACCAUGAUGGCCGGGGGAGGCAUGCUUCCUCUCAAGCAGACAGCCAUGCAGCAGCAGAUCAACCCGUUCACAAACCUGCCCCACACGCCGCGCUACUAUGAGAUCUUGAAGAAGAGGCUACAGCUGCCUGUGUGGGAGUACAAGGAGCGCUUCAACGACAUCCUGGCACGCCACCAGAGCUUUGUGCUUGUCGGAGAGACGGGCUCCGGGAAAACCACACAGAUCCCCCAAUGGUGUGUGGACAUGGUGAAGGGCUUGGGUGGCCCCAAGAAGGCGGUGGCCUGUACCCAGCCCAGAAGGGUGGCAGCCAUGAGCGUGGCCCAAAGGGUGGCCGACGAGAUGGAUGUCAUGCUGGGCCAGGAGGUGGGCUACUCCAUACGAUUCGAGGACUGCAGCUCCGCCAAGACCAUACUGAAGUAUAUGACAGACGGUAUGUUGCUUCGGGAAGCCAUGAACGACCCCUUGCUGGAGCGGUAUGGCGUGAUCAUCCUGGAUGAGGCCCACGAGAGAACGCUGGCCACGGACAUCCUAAUGGGAGUACUGAAGGAGGUGGUCCGACAGAGGUCAGACCUCAAGGUGAUUGUGAUGAGUGCCACGUUAGACGCCGGGAAGUUCCAAGUGUACUUUGACAGCUGUCCACUGCUGACCAUUCCCGGACGCACACACCCCGUGGAGAUCUUCUACACCCCUGAGCCGGAGCGGGACUACCUGGAAGCCGCCAUCCGCACGGUUGUUCAGAUCCACAUGUGUGAGGAAGAGGAGGGGGACUGUCUGCUUUUCCUCACCGGACAAGAGGAAAUUGACGAGGCCUGUAAACGGAUCAAACGGGAGAUCGACGACUUGGGACCUGAAGUCGGAGACAUCAAAGUCAUUCCACUAUAUUCCACACUGCCUCCCCAGCAGCAACAAAGAAUCUUUGAGGCAGCACCCCCCAGGAAGCCCAGCGGUGCGAUAGGAAGAAAGGUUGUGGUUUCGACAAACAUUGCUGAGACAUCCCUUACCAUCGACGGAGUGGUGUUUGUGAUCGAUCCCGGUUUUGCCAAGCAAAAGGUGUACAAUCCUCGUAUCAGGGUGGAGUCUCUCCUGGUCACGGCGAUCAGCAAAGCCUCGGCGCAGCAGAGGGCGGGCCGUGCCGGCAGGACACGGCCAGGGAAGACUUUCCGCCUCUACACUGAGAAAGCCUACAAGACCGAGAUGCAGGACAACACGUAUCCUGAGAUUCUCCGGUCCAACUUGGGUUCUGUCGUGUUGCAGUUGAAGAAGCUGGGUAUCGAUGACCUGGUGCACUUUGACUUCAUGGACCCACCAGCCCCGGAGACCCUGAUGCGGGCGCUGGAGCUGCUCAACUACCUGGCGGCGCUCAACGACGACGGCGACCUGACAGAGCUGGGCUCCAUGAUGGCAGAGUUCCCGUUGGACCCACAGCUGGCCAAGAUGGUGAUCGCCAGCUGCGAGUUCAACUGCUCCAACGAGAUCCUCUCCAUCACCGCCAUGCUGUCAGUCCCGCAGUGUUUCGUCCGCCCCACCGAGGCUAAGAAGGCGGCGGACGAGUCCAAGAUGCGGUUCGCCCACAUCGACGGAGACCACCUGACGCUCCUCAACGUCUACCACGCCUUCAAACAAAACCACGAGUCUACACAGUGGUGCUACGACAACUUUGUGAACUACCGUUCGCUGAUGUCGGCAGACAACGUGCGCUCGCAGCUGUCCCGGAUCAUGGACCGCUUCAACCUGCCCCGCCGCAGCACCGAAUUCACCAGCAGAGACUACUACAUCAACAUCCGUCGAGCGCUCGUCACAGGCUUUUUCAUGCAGGUGGCUCAUUUGGAGCGCACGGGCCAUUAUCUCACAGUCAAGGACAACCAGGUGGUCCAGCUACACCCGUCUACCGUCCUGGACCACAAGCCAGAGUGGGUGCUCUACAAUGAGUUUGUCCUCACAACCAAGAACUACAUUCGCACCUGCUCGGAUAUAAAACCGGAAUGGCUGGUGAAGGUUGCUCCUCAGUACUACGAAAUGGGCAACUUCCCACAGUGUGAAGCCAAGAGGCAGUUGGAGCGAAUCGUUGCCAAACUCCAGACCAAGGAGUAUUCCCAGUACUGAUUAACAGCGACUGAAGAGAGGAAGACAUCCUUGAAAGAGCUUGGCACAAUUCAUACUUUAAAGUUGUAUCCUAUCUUCAAUCUUAAUGUUUCUUGAUUCAAGAUAUGAUUUUUAUAACUUUUUUGUUUGUGGUUUUUCUGUCCAUUCAAUAGCAACGUGUAUAACUGUAAGCAUUUAUGAAAUUGAUCUCAAUGGUGAAUAUUAGGCUAUUCUGAUUAGAGAUUUUCGAAAAGGAAUACAAUUAACAUGUUAAGCAUGAGUAUUCAUGUGGAUAUUGUUGAUGUUCCUCUAGGAAAUUGUGAACCCUGAGAAAGUGUACUUGCCUAGGUUGUCCUUGUUUCUUCAAUAAAGGAGCUUCGACUUGAAUAAAACAAUGAAUAAUA
Messenger RNA from Salvelinus fontinalis (brook trout), 2824 nucleotides. Its product is annotated as ATP-dependent RNA helicase DHX15-like. The transcript has 14 exons. NCBI's taxonomy places the organism in Eukaryota, Metazoa, Chordata, Actinopteri, Salmoniformes, Salmonidae. The coding region runs from base 150 to 2441 and encodes 763 amino acids. Gene Ontology annotation, molecular function: RNA binding; RNA helicase activity; ATP binding. The record is from RefSeq and is a predicted model, not a curated record. Gene Ontology annotation, cellular component: intracellular anatomical structure; spliceosomal complex.